Myxocyprinus asiaticus (Chinese sucker) is the source of this 1862-nucleotide messenger RNA. RefSeq lists its product as uncharacterized. The coding region runs from base 63 to 1862 and encodes 599 amino acids. NCBI's taxonomy places the organism in Eukaryota, Metazoa, Chordata, Actinopteri, Cypriniformes, Catostomidae. The transcript has 2 exons. The record is from RefSeq and is a predicted model, not a curated record.
CUCCCUCUCUCUCCCUCUCUCUCUCUCUCUCUCUCUCUCUCUCUCUUCACCAGUGAGCCAACAUGUCUCGAUCAUCCAGCCCUGAUGCCCACUGGGAUCAACUAGAGACCUGGCUGAGUGCCCUGACUAGCACACUUAUUCCUGAAGCUGCCAGGGACCUGCAGAACAUGAGCCGGGAACAGCUCGACGACAACCUGAGCGCCUUGAUGGCCCACGACCCGACACAGGACUACAGCCACAAAGAGCUGGCCAAGAUCGUCGGGUCACUGGCCCAUAACCUCCUCGGCCAGGCAAAGCUGAGUGAAGAGAGCAUCUCCCGCUGGGAACAGGAAGCAGCAGCGCUGAAGCUCCAGGCUGAGGGAGCUCAGAGAAACUGGAUGCACGCUCAGAGUCAACUGGACCAGCUAACCUCGGAGACUCAGCACGAGCACAGGACAGCGGACGAGAAGGACCCAGAGCUGCAGGAGGAAGUAGAGAGACUCCAGAACGCCCUGACUGAUCUCCGUGUAGAUACAGCACGACGAGAGCAGCAGGAAAAGGACACCAGAGAGGAGCUGAGUAAAAAACUCCAGCAAGCUGAGGCUCUCCUGAGGAGAGCAGAGACUGAACUUAAAGAAAGAGAAGCCAGGGCCAAGGCCUGUGAGGGCCACCUGCAAAGUGCCCGGGCUGAAGUCAGUGCCCUGGCCCAACAAAGAGACUAUUUGAAAGAAGAACUUGACACAGUUCACCGAGAGCUUAAACAUUCAUAUAGACUCCCACUACUCAAGACAUCACCUGCCAGCAUCCCAGAACCCCCAGCAGCAGAAAGGGGGUGGGAGCCUUUCCAAAGGCUGUCUUCCAGUCACGGUAUGUCACCUAAAGAAUUGGAUAAGCUGGCUAGAAACAUUCCCACUUUCACUCCAAGCCCUACGGGAAGCCACGAUGUGCACGACUAUUUAAAAGACAUUGAUUUUCACUUGCAAACUGUUGCCAAUGUUACCACACAAGACAGACUCUACCUGCUCAGAAUCACCGCCAGCCGUGAAGUCCGGAGCUUUCUAGACCGACAGCCAGAAACAGUCAAAGUGGAUUACCAGCAACUGCAGCAGGCUUUGCUUAAAGAAUUCUCUGACCCAGAAUCAGAGCAAGGGCUGAUUACGGCCAUGGACCUUAAACAGGGCAGACAGGAAACCACGCAGUCUUUCUACACCAGGCUCAGACAAGCAUACUUUGGAGCACGGAAUGAGCCAGGAAUGGAAGAAGAAUUCAAUUUCAAAACUCUGUUCCUCCGGAACCUGCACCCAACAGUGAGUCACCAUUUGGGGGUUCUGGCUUGCCCACGGACCAUGUCCACCCAACAGCUGCGAGACUUAAGCCAUAAGGCCUAUGCCAAACAAAGAACUGCUUCUGAAAAGAUGGGAAAACCCCCCACAAUCUAUCCUGUCACUAAUCAGAGUUCAGAACUUGCCCUAGAGGGCGCCAAGCCAAGCCACAGUGACAAACCUGUCAACACAAUGUCAAGACCCUUCCCAGCCAGCAGAGGGCAGCGUGGCCAUGGUGGUGCCCGUCCAAAGCAUCAGACUGGGCACCCCGAGAGAUCCUGGGACAGGUCACAACCACCUCUCAACCGAAAGGGUGAAGCCACCUGGGAAGCUAAGAGACAGUCCAAGGGGUACCGACACUCACCGACACAGGCAUCGAGCUCAGACUGCCAGCAGCAGAACCCCUCUCAACACGCCCUGGACAAGCCCAAAUAUAAACCGUCAGCCGAACAGAACCGGGAAGCUACGUCUGAAUCAGCAGAGAUCAUGAGACUUUUAAAGGAGCUCCUCCAGGAAAAGUCCCACAAGAGAGACAAGAAGGAUGAGUCAGAUCAGUUAUGA